UUAUUCUCUCCUUCAGUACUCUAUUUGCCUCCCUCAGCUUAUUGCCUUAGUUUCUUUCUUCAACCUUUGCAAAUGGGGGAAAAAAAUUAACAUCACUUCAAAUCUGACUCCAUUUUUCUGAAUCUAUAAUCAAUUUCCUGUUGUUUAUUUGAUCUGGGCUUUCAUUCUUUUUUAUUUUUUCAGAUUAAAUUUGUCUCUGUUCGUCGCUUAUAGUUUACCAAGACUCCACCUUUUUCUUAUCCGUUACUACUGAAAACUAUUCAUGCAGCCACAAAUCUCAUCUGAUUACUGAUUCUUCUUUGCUUUCUGAUUGGUGGAGUUCUUUUUUUUGUUUAAAAAUCAUUACUUUUGAUUUUUUAGGAUGCGAAUGGCUCUUGUCUUUUUAUGAAGGCAGCUUCUUCAUCUGAGUUUUUGUUCUCUCACUCAAAUUGCUGAUCUUGAAAUAAAAAAAAAAAGAAAAAAAAAUGGGAAGAGGCAGAGGAAAAGGGAAGAAACAGUCUGCUAUUGCUUCGCGUGACGAAAAUGGAAGCGGCGAAGAGGAUAAGUUACCCGUGAGAAGAAGAGGAAGACCCUUAAAACCGAUGAAAGACGAAAUCGAAUACGAUGAGGAAGAAUUGGAGGAAAAGAUAGACGGAGAAGAUGAAAACAAUGGCAAGAAGAGAAAAAGGGCUUCUCAGGUUAAAGAAAUUGCGGAUUCGGUUACCGAGGAAGAUGAUGCUACUGUUACGAUUAAAUCUGUUGGUUUUAGACAAAACGGAAGCAGAAGGAAAAAUAAGCCUAGACGAGCUGCUGAAGUUGGUGUUGAGUGCAAAUGAUAUGAAUUUUGCAUUGCAUGCUCAUAUGGGAUUUUUGAUUUCUUUUUCGAGUUCGUGUUUUUUGCUAAUGCCCUUUUUGAAGAAUUCGUAGAAUUGAUUUGUUUUGCUUUAAUGGAGAAUAUUAUUGCAACCAGUUUCUUCUUUUUGAUAAUCUUUUUUAU
This is a messenger RNA of Erythranthe guttata (spotted monkey flower), 976 nucleotides long. RefSeq lists its product as uncharacterized. The record is from RefSeq and is a predicted model, not a curated record. NCBI's taxonomy places the organism in Eukaryota, Viridiplantae, Streptophyta, Magnoliopsida, Lamiales, Phrymaceae.